Nematocida parisii ERTm1 is the source of this 675-nucleotide messenger RNA. RefSeq lists its product as uncharacterized. The transcript has a single exon. Lineage: Eukaryota; Fungi; Microsporidia. Gene Ontology annotation, cellular component: cytoplasm. Bases 1 to 663 code for a protein of 220 amino acids. Gene Ontology annotation, biological process: nucleobase-containing compound metabolic process. Gene Ontology annotation, molecular function: AMP kinase activity; ATP binding. The record is from RefSeq and is a predicted model, not a curated record.
AUGAGAAUGUGCAAAAUAUUAAUGAUAGGUCCACCAUUAGCCGGGAAGGGUACGCAGUGCAAGAUACUUUCAGAUAAAAUAGGGGCCCCUCAUAUUUCAUCUGGUGAUAUUUUAAGGAAUGAGAUGAGGAAGGACACUGAAUUAUCCCUUUAUAUUAAAAAACAGCUGGAUGCAGGCCAGUUUGUAAGUGACAGUGUCAUUAGAGGACUAAUUAAUGAGCACAUAAAAGGUAUUUCAGGUGGGUUUAUACUAGAUGGGUAUCCAAGGACUGUAGAACAGCUGGAUUCAAUAGAAUUUUAUUAUGACAGGAUACUAUUCCUAGACACUCCCAUGGACUAUAUCAUAGACAGGGCCGAGGGAAGGCUUUGCCAUAUCCCAUCUGGCAGGAUAUAUCACACGAAGUAUAAUCCACCAAAAGUCCCAGGGCAUGAUGAUGUGACGGGAGAACCCCUUGAGAAAAGGAGUGAUGACCGUGCCGAGUUAAUAAAAGGGCGCAUUCUAGAUUUUAUUGAGAAGACCGGGGCAGUAAUUGAAAAGGGCAUAAAAAUGAACAAGCUCACUCGGAUUGAUGGCAGUCAGCCAAAAGAGAGAAUUUCCAAGCUUAUACUGGAAGAAGUUCAAAAAUUAGAAUUUGAUCAGAACACUCCCGAAAGAUUUCUUUAAUAAAGAAGCAAA